AUGGCCAAUGGGCGCUGGGGGCGGGGCGGAGUGAGGACCGUUCGAGGCCUGGCACGGACGGCGGACGCCGCGCAGCUCCCCCUCUGCCGAGCGGCCGGUGGGGCCCAUCCCAGCCUGGCACCAUGAACGUCUUCAACCGGAACAUCAACUACGAUGCCCUCUUCAAGCUCUCUCACAUCUCGGCCUCCACCCAGGAGCACCUCAAGAGGGUCUAUGCCAGCUUUGCCCUCUGCAUGCUCGUGGCGGCCGCGGGGGCUUACGUCAACGUGGUGACCCAGCUCUUCCAGUUCAGCCUCCUGACCGGGCUGGGCGCGCUGGGGCUGAUCGUGUGGCUGACGGCCACCCCGCACAGCCGGGACACGGAGCAGAAGAGGCUGGGGAUGCUGGUGGGCUUCGCCUUCCUGACAGGCAUUAACCUUGGGCCCCUCCUGGAAAUGUGCAUCUCCAUCAACCCCAGCAUCAUCCCCACUGCCUUCCUGGGCACUGCCACCAUCUUUGCCUGCUUCUCGCUGAGUGCCCUCUACGCCCGGCGCCGCAGCUUCCUCUACCUGGGAGGUUUCCUGCUCUCUGGCCUCACCCUGAUGCUUCUCUCCUCUCUGGUUAACGCCUUCGUGAGGUCCACCUGGCUCUUCACAGCCAACCUCUACGUGGGGCUGAUGAUCAUGUGUGGCUUCGUGCUCUUCGACACGCAGCUCAUCAUCGAGAAGGCAGAGAGUGGGGACAAGGACUACAUCUGGCACUGUGUUGAUCUCUUCCUCGACUUCGUCGACAUCUUCCGGGAGCUGCUGAUGAUCCUGGGCAUGUCCGAGAAAAAGAAGAAGGAGAAGAAGUGAAGCAGCCCCAGGCCGAGGUGGAGCUGCCCCUGCUGGUCCCUGCCCUGUCCCUGCCCCUCCUCUCUGGUUCAUUAAAGGCUUUGCUGCCGGGGAGCAGCAGCCCAGAGGCCUCCUCUCCCUCUGAGCUUUUUCUCUCUU
Molecule: messenger RNA, 971 nt
Organism: Dryobates pubescens (Downy woodpecker)
Lineage: Eukaryota; Metazoa; Chordata; Aves; Piciformes; Picidae
Gene: TMBIM6
Product: transmembrane BAX inhibitor motif containing 6
Exons: 10
Coding region: 123-833 (236 amino acids)
Biological process (GO): negative regulation of RNA splicing; negative regulation of apoptotic signaling pathway; negative regulation of endoribonuclease activity
Cellular component (GO): mitochondrial membrane
Molecular function (GO): enzyme binding
Source: RefSeq, a predicted model, not a curated record